AUGGGACGUCCAGCGCCAGCUGAACCCAGGCUAGUCAACUGCAAGUGGUGGAAGAGAGGCCACUGCCGGCGGGCAGACUCAUGCUACUUCCGCCAUGAUCCAUGUCUAUUGGGUGUUGACCAGAAGCCCGCAGCUGCAGCAGCUGCGGACGGCGAAGGCGAUGAUGCGCUGCAGAAUACUCGGCAUGGUCGCCCGCCAGAUCGGAAUAUUAACGGGGUUUUGAUAGGAGGGCUCAUAUCACAGCCAGCCCAACCCCAUGAUCCAACAAAAGAGCUAGAGUAUUGUGCCAUUUGCCUGGAAGUUCCAAAGGUUUACGGCUUGCUGCUUCACUGCGACCACUGGAGAAGUUCAAAAAAGGCCGACAGGAACGACCAUGACGAUGGCUACUCUACUCCUAAUGCCAACGGCAUCUGGGGAUCGAAAAUGAUCAAAUCUUGCCCGCUCUGCCGUAAACCAAGCAAAUACAUCAUACCAUCCGCGGUGUUUCCUACCCCACUCCCGGCUACGGAUAAUGCCUCCAAAGGUACGGUAGAAGGCGAAGCAGCCCCUAACAGAUCUAGUGGAAAGGCCCAUGCCGCCGCACCUAACCCGUUGAAGGAUUCAAUCAUUGCAGAAUAUACACGGAGCAUGAAGAGGAUACCUUGCCGGUACUUCGAAGCGGCUGUGAAAAACUGGGAAACAAAAGCAAAGCGAGCCACAGAGCGUGGAAAGGAAGAGCCUCCAUUUCGACCUGUCUGCUUCUUUGAAAACAAGUGCCAUUACGCCCACACCCACCCUAGAACCAAAAGACCGUACAUAUUCGAGAAACAACACAUCGCCGAGAUGCACCGAAAGCGACUGAAGCGUAAGGGCGCAUCCAGAAGGUGGGGAGGCAUGGAUGAUAGCCUGCUCUUUCUGUCAGAAUUACGAACGGAGUUUAUCGACCAUCACCUGUCUAAUGAAGUAGAUGGGGAAGGCUAUCCGUUUGACUCUCCUUUUCUGAGUGAUGACGAGUAUUAUUGGGAAGAUCUGCCUCCAAUUGACUCACCACCCCUUUCACGGGAAAUGAGAAUUUCCAUGGGAUAUACCGCCUUCGUAAAUGAAUAUGUUCUAUAG
Molecule: messenger RNA, 1095 nt
Organism: Microsporum canis CBS 113480
Lineage: Eukaryota; Fungi; Ascomycota; Eurotiomycetes; Onygenales; Arthrodermataceae
Exons: 3
Coding region: 1-1095 (364 amino acids)
Biological process (GO): protein polyubiquitination
Molecular function (GO): metal ion binding; ubiquitin protein ligase activity
Source: RefSeq, a predicted model, not a curated record